AUGAGCAGUCUCGGCCACAGGGAGAGCAUCAGCGUGCUCUACAACCGGAAGCUGGGAGCCGGGUUUGGAAUCCUGUUCACAUACAGGCACGGCCUGAACUACCGGUUCCCCAGGGGCUCCUACCCCAAGCAUCGCAGACUUUUCAGCAUUUUCAGGCCAUUUAGCCUCUCCCAGGACCUCGUUCAGGUCGACACUGACAAGGGUUGGGGGUGUGUAGUCCGGUCCACACAGAUGGCGCUGGCACAGGCGCUGAUCAACCUGAUCAUCGGGCCCGAGUUCAGCAUGGAAGACCUGCUGGUCAACAACAAGAGCCCUAGAACUGGGCAUUUGGACGCGAAGCUGCUCAGUUUGGACGGGCUGCAGCAGCUGCUGACCGAGGAGUCCCACGCCGACGAGCUCACGAAACUCUCCAUAAUUCUAUCGCAGUUUUACGACGACAAGAGCUCUCUGUUUUCCCUAUACAAUUUCAUAGUAGCAGACCUGGUUCUGAAGACGUGUACGAAGUUUUUGUCCUUCGGGCCCACCAGCACCGCCGUGUGUAUCUCCAAGGUGAUAAAUGACGCGAACAUCGCCAUCAGCUCAAUUUCGUUCCCCGAUGGCGUUUUUUACAUAAAUAAGGUAAAGGAUCUCUUUGAGAAGAACAAGUACUUGCUCGUGUGGGUGUCUAUGAAGAAGAAGUUGGAUAAAUACGAGAAGGAAACGGUGAGAUCGCUCUUUAAGCUGAAGCAGUUCAACGGAAUAGUGGGAGGGAACUUGCUACACAGAUCGUAUUACAUAUUCGGAACGAGCUCAAAGCGACUCUACUACAACGACCCACACCUGUAUUGCAAAAAGGCGUUCACUGAUCUUAAGUAUCUGGACAUAAUCAAGGAAUUUAUGAACAAGAGAGUGAAGAGCAUGAACUGGAGGUACCUCAAUGCGUCUCUAACAAUGCUCUUCUCGUUUAAGGGUAAACAAGAUUUUAAGGAUUUUCUCGCCAACACAUUUGAAACCCAACCGACGAUAGAAUCAUUUCCAUUCGAAUUUGUCACGGAUCGAGAUUUAACGUUCAACUAA
Molecule: messenger RNA, 1056 nt
Organism: Theileria orientalis strain Shintoku
Lineage: Eukaryota; Apicomplexa; Aconoidasida; Piroplasmida; Theileriidae
Product: autophagy-related peptidase
Exons: 5
Coding region: 1-1056 (351 amino acids)
Molecular function (GO): protein-phosphatidylethanolamide deconjugating activity
Source: RefSeq, a predicted model, not a curated record